GGCAGACAGACGGUAGUGAGCGUCGUCGUGAAGCCGAGUCGAGCCGAGUCGAGCCGAGCCGAGACGAGCCGUACCGAGAAGUACCGAACUGAGGGCGCAGGACGCUUGUUUAGUGACAAAUGCACGCACCGAAACGAGCAACUGUCAAACAGCUUUUCGGGUUAGGAUCGAUCGAAAAACGUAUAAAGCAUAAAACUGCAAUCCAAAUACACGUGGUGAUUCACGCAUCGACGAGAAUUGCUUGGAUUUCUCAAAUAUCCGAUCGUAUUAGAACAAGGAUGAAUAGCAUAAAGAGAGAAUGAUAAAAACCACCGAGAUGCAAGGAAAUGGUACAGAUGACACCGGAAUCGGUGAAUUGGUGAGUGGCAAGAAAGAGGUGCAGGAUAGAGGAAGGCAAAAAGAGUCGUAAUGAGAGGAUAUGUCGGAGGUUGAGUCUGAAGGUGAAAAAUCGAGUAACGAUCGAAAACGACACGGUAAUAGGUAGGGAAAUAAAGGGAGAGAAAAGAGAGAAGGAAGGAAAAAGGCUGGUGCUGUCCGAUAAGAGAAGGAUUGGAUAGUUGGAAGACACGAGAAUCGAGCAGAGAUUGUAAGCGGUGACAAGCGGUGACGAGCGGUGGCGCGCGGUGACGAGCGGUGGCGCGCGAAGCGGAACCGAGUCGAGCCGAGCGGAACCGAGCGGAGCCGAGCGCAAACUCGAGCGAGGCCGAAGCCGAAGCUGAAACCGUAGGCAAAAGCGAAGGAAGGUUCGGACUUGGGUUCGGCGCGGUAGCGCUGGUUAGCGAGCGGAUAAGCAGCCAGGCGGAUCGGCGGCGUAUCGCGAGCGAGUACGGCCGAGAACGUGCGCGCGCGUUUAGUAAUCGACUGCUGUUCUUUCGGCGAAGCAACUCGUAUCGAACUCGUUUCUUCCUGAGGCGGGUGCGCGUCUUCCCGGCUGGACGCGCGCGUGUACCGGCCGUGUAUGGACGGCGGCACGCGUGCACGAGUCGAGGAGGAAAAAGCCCUGGAUUCGUCUCGCCUGCGAUCCUCCGCUCGGCUCGGCUUCACGAGUUCCUCCUCGGCCGGCAACUCUCGUAUCGCCAGGCGUAAAAGGAAGAAGAGGAGACGACAGCAGCGACGAAAUAGCAACGUCGACGACGAGGACGAACUCGUCGUCGUCGGUGGCGGUGGCGGUGGCGGUGGCGACGGCGACGGUGACGGCGACGGCGACGGUGAUGAAGUAAGCACCGUCGAUGAAACUGUCGACACAAUCCUCGCGAUAAAGGAAGAACAACAGCAGUCGGCAGGGCAAGUGAUUUCCAGCGAGGAAACGACGAAGCAACCAAAAAAUCGGUUUUCGCACACCAACGAAUCUCAACGAAACGUAACCAGAGGAGGAAGCGGCUCGCGCGCGGCUGCCUCCUCCCUCAGCUCCGGCAACACGCUUCUCAACCGUCGAGCUGCCAGCAAGCGAUCGUCCAGGAGAUGCAACGCGAACGCGCGUAGGACCGCGAUGACGAUGGAUCUCCAGAGACUGAUCACUGAGGUACACGCUAGGCCCGCGAUCUGGGACCAGAAGAACGUCAACUAUCACAAUCGCGACGUCAUCCUGAAGAUGUGGCGAGAGAUCGCGAGGGCUUGCGAGGUCUCCACGGACGUCGCGAAAUCGAAAUGGAAACACUUAAGAGACAAUUUUCGCAACGAAUUAAAGAAAACUUAUCGAGGAAAAUGCGACGGUGGCGCCAACGAACACGACUCGAAAUGGGUUUGGUUCAAAAGCCUAUUUUUCCUGCGAGAUCAAAUGAAUUCGAGGGUGAUUGGAUGCACUCUUUCGCAAAAUUGUUCGGCAGCCCUUCGAUCGUCGCCGGAGGAGACACAGAUCGAGCCUCAGAUCGAUAUUUUAGAAGGUCACGAAGAAACGCAAUUCGACGAUCUAGACGGUGAUUCCUGUCAGUCUUUACUAUCGAACGACGAUGGCCUGCAUCAAGUCAUGCCCCCGCCCAAAAUGAACAAGAUCGGUAGGAAGCGAAGUUUGCUGGAUGCGAUGGACAAUAAUUAUUCGGAAGUGGAUCGGAAAAGAUUCGAAUCUCUGCAGAAAAGAUUGAGCGUAUCGCAGGAGGAAGAGGACGACACUUAUCACUUUCUCAUGAGCGUGCGAAAUCCUCUCAAGAGUUUACCGCUCGAUAGACAAAUGUUUAUCAGGCUAAAGAUUCAAGAGCUGGUUUACAACGAGAUCAAUUCGCAGAAUCAGCAGAAUCGAACAUACGAUGUCUCGCAGGACGUGAAACCUCCGAGAACAGGGAACGCUAGCGGGGCAAUUGGAAGCGGGGUCGGGCUGGCAGGUGGCGAUGCAGGUCUCGACGAAUCCGUUGCGAGUGCCGAUACAAAUGGAGCCGGUGGUGGCGACGGAGGUGGUGGCGGUGUUGGAGGUGGGUUAGGGGGAGGGCAGACCGUUAACGAUAUGUCUAACCACCCUGUGUCGUUACUUCAGAACUGCACGACAGAGGGCUCCAGCGACGAUACCUUCUUCGGUUAA
This is a messenger RNA of Eufriesea mexicana, 2512 nucleotides long. RefSeq lists its product as uncharacterized. Gene Ontology annotation, biological process: regulation of transcription by RNA polymerase II. The coding region runs from base 959 to 2512 and encodes 517 amino acids. Gene Ontology annotation, cellular component: nucleus; transcription regulator complex. Lineage: Eukaryota; Metazoa; Arthropoda; Insecta; Hymenoptera; Apidae. The record is from RefSeq and is a predicted model, not a curated record. The transcript has 3 exons. Gene Ontology annotation, molecular function: DNA binding.